Molecule: messenger RNA, 8602 nt
Organism: Corvus hawaiiensis (hawaiian crow)
Lineage: Eukaryota; Metazoa; Chordata; Aves; Passeriformes; Corvidae
Gene: RIN2
Product: Ras and Rab interactor 2
Exons: 12
Coding region: 5269-7932 (887 amino acids)
Biological process (GO): signal transduction; vesicle-mediated transport
Cellular component (GO): cytosol; endocytic vesicle
Molecular function (GO): guanyl-nucleotide exchange factor activity; small GTPase binding
Source: RefSeq, a predicted model, not a curated record
UAAAACUGGGCAGCCGCCGGGUUGCUGCUGGGCUGCACAGCUCCUGAAGUGCAGCUUCCAGUCAGCCUGUGGCGCUGGGAGGUGGAUGCACUCGGGGAGUCCCAAGCACGCUGUGCUUGCUGGAACGCUGAAGCAGAGGCAGCGUGUGGCCAUGCCUUGGGAGGGCAGUGUGGAGACACGGGACUUGGGAUGAGCUGCAGGUAUGUUGGUUUUGCGUGGUUUUCCUCCCUGCUGCAAUGGUGAUCAGCCCUCUGGGCACAGCUGAGCAUGUGCCCACUUCCCGUCCAGCUGCCUCGAGCAGGCUGCAGCAUUCAGAGAGGAGGAGGAGGCUGAUCUUCAGCCUCUGGCUGUGGGGAACAAACAGCGCUCUCUUCACAGUGCCAAGCAAAUCGCUAGAGAAGAGGAGUAGCACAGAAUAAACAAAAACAAUUGAAUAUACCACAGCCUGGAGAGAGCAGGUGCAGUGAAACCGCUUCAGACUGUGCACACAAGAAGAUUUUACAAGUGAGUCUUUAAAGAAUAACUGGGGAAAAGUGGCAUAAUUAAUGUAUCAGCUGCCGUGCAAAUGUCUCAAACAAGUAACAUUUUAAAGAGAGAGCUCUGCUUUGUGUGUGAACUUAAAUCAACACUUGUCCUGCCUGAAAUUCUUUUGUGCUGACUGCAGGGAGAGCUUGGAUUUUAGAAGUGUGUUUUCUAAUGUUGCAGAGCAAUGCCAUCUAGGGCAUAGAGCCUUACAGUUAUUCCUAACAGGAAUGCUAUCCAUCCUUAGUGACAGAGCUUCCUGGAUUGAAUAUUUAUAACUGGUUCAUCACAUCUGCAUUAGGCCUGUUGAAAUUUGCUCAUUUUCAAUAUCUGCUUCCAGUUUUCUGGACUAUGCUCAGUGUCAGGUAUUAAUGGAUUGCUUUGUCUCAACUGGAACAUAAUGAAUUUCUGGAUAUACCUUAUUUCUUCCUUAAAUCCUCUUGGCAGCUUUCAUCCGUGCAGCACAGCAGGGAUUAUCGAUGGUCUCUCUAAUCUUCAGCUACUCAAGGAAUCUGCUAUGGCUGUGAUUAGAGCCACAGUACACUUGGGCAGUAGAUUAAAAUAUUAAAUCUAACAGGCCAGAUCUUGUCAUCCUCACUCAAAGCUACUUACUGUAUUGUUGAGGCUCCCUGUUCAAACCAAGCUGCCUGUAGAGUAGUGGUGUGCGUUAGCUGAACACACCCCAACAACCUGGCCCGGUCACAGCUCUGUCCUCACUCCUGGGUGAUGCAGCUCUCUCCAGGCUGAAGAUGAAGUGCCAAAUACAAGGUAACAAUCUGCUGGGUUGAGUGGAGGUCUGUGGCAGUAAUGACUUACGAACCUGGACUCGUGGUCCAGGUUCAUUUUUUUAUGUACCAUCUCUUCCUCUUGCUUCCUGCUAUUUGAACUCAUGAUGCUUGGCCUUUCUCGAGAAUGGUUGUAGUAUUCAGUGGCACUUUGGACAAAUACUGUUUGCCUCUGCAAUGGGUUUUGUUCUGUGUACACGAAUUUGCUCCCCAGUAGAGAAUAGCAAGUGCUUUAGCUCUCAAACCAAUCUCAGGACAUUCUUCAAACUCCCAAGGCUGCACACCAGGUUCUAGACCAGCCAGCUUCUCCCUGCCUCUGUGAGAGUUACAUUUGCAGCUGAUCAUCCUCAAGUUACUGGUCUUGUAUGACUUUGUUGUUUUUACAGGGUGCUCCAAACCGAAAGCAAAAUACUUACUACAACAUGAAAGCAUACUGGGAAAUGUUAGUACUUUCACUAAUAAACACAAGAGCUUUCAGUGUAGCUGCAGGAAUUCUUUCCCCUCCCUUGGAAUAAUGGAAUUCUUGCUGCUAUCUGAGCAUAGAGGGGGCCUGAUUCUCCUCCAGGUUCGUAGUUCGUUGGUUCCAAGAGGUAAUAAAGCAAAUGCCUGCUGACACCUCAGAACAGCAUUGCCUGUGGGCACUCCAAGUCUGGAGAAGGGUUAGAUGUUAAAAGUAUUAAUUAAGAAGCAUAAAUUACAUGAGUAAUUAAAUUUUUGCAGGGUCUAGUUAAACAGUGCACUGUUAAAAAAACACGAUGCUGAAGUGACAAAUAAUAGGUUCAUCACAGUUCUCCAUACUGACCUGUUGUCCCAUAAAUUGGUAUGGUGUAUGUCACUCCUCCCUGUAACUGGAGAUCUGGAGCACAGAUGACUUUAUUUAGAAAACUAUUUUAAAGCCAGGCUACAAACGCUGUCUUUUUCCCUCUUCAGUGUAAAGAUAAAAGGAUGAAUCACAAUCAUUGCUUUCCUGCAAGUUAAGACAGCUGUGAGAGAAAGACUGGAAAUAUCAGCCUGGUUUUUUUGAAGGUGAUGAGAGCAUGCUGGUUUUUGCCAGGACUCCAUCCACCCAUAAUGAAGGCAGAGGCUGGUUUCCUCAGUAGCUGGUACUUCCAAGUCCAAGCUUGGAUCAACUCAGGUCGCUGUGCUUCAGUGGUGGGUGAAAGACAGCAAUCAGCGGUGCUGAACUUGGGCGGACAGAGGAAGUCCUUACCCAAACACAGGUCCUACCACUGCUUCUCUCCUACCCACACAGUGCCACCUAAAAAAAGAUACGUGCUCAGCAGUGGGAUCAGAACAUGGCUCUGAUCAUCCCCAAGUUCCUGAGGAUUACUCACAGCUAGUGUCUGGCAGUCAUCACCUCCCUUGACAGAGAUCUCAUCACUACUGCCACAUUACUUUGGCUCGGACUGUAGAGAAAGGAAUAGCUUUUGGCAGAUACACAGCUGGAAUGAGCUUUCAUUGGCAGCUGGAGGCUCGUUAGUGCGCCUCCCUUCUUGCUCCCUGAGCUAGUGAGGCUGCUGGUGAGGAGAUGGAUAAGAUGCCAUAGCCCUCACACCUUCCUUACACGGAGAGGGCAGGACGUGUGUGGUGUUCCUCUGUUGCUCUGACUCUGCAGGGGCUUUCUGAGAAACCUGGGCUUCUGGUGCACACCUUCUUUGGGAGCUGAGAUGUCCAAGCCUUCGCACAUCCCUGUAUGGAUGCACAUUUUGUGUGAAUACUGUUGUCAAAAAAAUUCUUGAAAUUAAAAGAGAGGGAAGGUAAAAAGUAAGUGCUGCUGAGCUGGAAAUGGAGUUAUGCGGCUUUUCCACUUACUCAUUUCCUGGCUGCUGAGGAGGCUUAGCUGUUGUCGGCUCUCCCAUCAGAACUCCACCAUGGAGAUCCGUAUUGAUGUGAAGGAGUGCUGGAAAGCUGUUGGCCAGAUCUACCUUCAUGGGACAGGGCUGAGAGAAAGGGAGGAGGUGGAACAAGGAGAGAUUCUGCCUCACUGUGCAUUGCAGAGCACGGAACAACUCAGGAUCCCAAUUCUAGUCCAGCUACAAAAAACUAGUCUUGCAGAAAAACUAGUUGGCUCAGUUCUGUGGGGUUUUGUUCACUGGUUGGUUAGCGGGGGUUUUUGGUGGCUUAUUUUCUUUGCAUAUGUGUAAUUAUGUUCCCUCUGAUCACUGUAUGAAAAAGUAAUUAGGAAAACUAAACAAAACAUCUCGGUCUGUUUUGCUCUUAAGCAGCUUUUGCUGUGCCUCGUGCAUGCAGUUUGAUUCCCAUCUCCCUCCUCCCUUGCUAUAAGGAACAGCUGAGUGCAAAUCAGAACAAGAAAUCCAGCUCGAAGCCGCAAGUAUAAUACACAUAAUGCUGCCAAGGGUAAGAUUUGGAAUGUACUGAAGUAAUCACUGUCACAUGCUAUAAAAUGAAACACACAUCAUGUUUUCAGGUGAGAACAGGUCACUCUGAAGUCAUUGGUGGACAUCACCUGGCUGCAGAGGCUGGGGUGGGUGCACCUCCACGGCUGGGAGAUGGCACAGUUGCUCCUGUGGCGCAGCAGCAAUGUGUUCAGCUCACAGGAGAGAGAUGCAAGCAACUCCUCUGUCUUUUCCUGUGCUGCAGUUUCUCUUCUCACUCCCGCAGAGCUCACAGCAGUGUGACAGACGUCUAGGGCAGGAGCCAGUGCAAGAGGAGAGUGUCUUGACGCUGGAAUCUUGGCUACCGUAAGAGAAGCUAGCCAAAGGAAUUAACAGUUUCUGCUCCUUGCUGCAGCUGCCACGGUGUGACAAGAGAUAAGCAAGUCUGUAUUCCAUCCCCGUGGUAUCUACUCGGGACACUGGAGAUCCAUGCUCAUAACACGCUUUGUACUCGGGAUGUGAUUUUUAUAGCUAAAGUACACGCUGCCGUGGCCCAGUCACAUCCAAAUUCCAUGGGAAAACUUCCCUCGCCUCUCCAUGGCUUAUAACACAGCAGAGCAGCAGCUUGGGGAAGACUGUAUGCCAGUCUUGUCCAGACUAGUCAGGUGCUCAGGGGCAUCCCACCUUGAAUCCUUCCGCCUACACGUUGGUCUCUGACCCGCAUCCGUAUGAUGAGAAAUACAGCCCAGCUGUUCAGGGCUUGGGAAAAACUGCUGUUCUGCAGGCUUACUGUAUGUAUAGAAAACCAUGCCAAGCCCAUCUCGCAGCUGGAUUUGAGGGGAGGGGUCUCAGUCAGGGAUAAAUAAGAAACACAAGCCAUGAAACUUGAUGCCAUAUCUCUGAUCCUUCAAAGGCUGUACCAGGCAAAGGCUUUUCCAGUGAAUUUUUUCCAGUUCUUAGAGCUCAGUUCUGCUCCAGUUUUGCAGGGCUGGCUACGUCCUAACUUGCCUCUUGUUUACUGCCUUUUCUGCUCCUGUUUUCAUCUGUGGCUGGCAGUUCACCUCACUGCUCCCAAAUGUUUGGGCGGGGAGGCAGGGGCGGGGGGUAGUGGUGUCUUCCCCUCUCUCUGUAAGGGUAGCCAAGGGCUCUGAUGGCUCUGCCAAACCAGGCACCGCAAGACUGGACUUCAGUUCCAUCUUCUAGGCUCCUGAAUAAACACCAGCAGCUCCCAUUGGACUGAAAAGUCGGUCACAAUACAGCUUGUGAUGAAUGCAUUUUAAUGUCUGUACGGUGUUCAUGCAGGUGGAGCCAUUGCCAGAGGCCCUGGAGACGCCUUGUAGAACUCAUCACUGCUGCCACAGCUGGCAAGCAGGAUUGCUCCAGCUCACGCCAGCGAAGUCUCACACCUCGGUCAAAAGGCAGCUAUAGAUUGGGGGGAAGCUGCCGCAACAGGAGCUGCUCAGCGGGACUAAGCCAGGGCUCUUAGGCCCGAGGAUAAAUGGGAGCUUUCAUGGAAGCCAUGGAUUAAUAUAAAUAUCACCUUCUUGGACAUGAGACAGCAUUCCUUCAUCCUGCCUUCUAAAAGCUAGGAGAUCAAGGCAUACAGUGGAGUCUUCUCAGGGAAGAUGUCAUCUUUGACAAUGAAAACCCGUUGUCUGGACAAAAGAGGAAGUUUCUUUAAGCUCAUUGACACAAUUGCCUCAGAAAUCGGAGAACUGAAACAGGAGAUGGUACAGACAGAUCUCACAGUGGAAGAUGAAUCUGCUGAUUGGCGAAGUCUAAUAAAGGACAUGGAUAAUGUCUCUCCUGAGAAAAAUGAUGUAAAAAGCUGCCCCCGGGACUCUGGAUAUGACAGCCUAUCCAACAAGCUAAGCAUAUUGGACAAGCUCCUUCAUACUCACCCCGUGUGGCUGCAGCUUGGUCUGAAUGAUGCUGAAGCCAUGGAAAUUUUGCAGGCCCAGCCUCCUGGGAUAUUUCUGGUUAGGAAAUCUGCAAGGCUGCAGAAGAAAGUCAUCUCUCUGCGUCUGUCCAGUGACUGUGGGUCCUGCCUGAAAGAAUUUGCCAUAAAAGAAAGCACAUACACGUUUUCCUUGGAGGGGUCUGGAAUAAGUUUUGCUGAUUUGUUCAGACUCAUUGCUUUCUACUGUAUUAGCAGGGAUGUCCUUCCAUUCACACUGAAGUUGCCUCAUGCAAUUGCUGCAGCAAAGACAGAAGCUGAACUUGAAGAGAUUGCUCAGCUUGGACUGAACUUUUGGAGCUCCCUGGCUAACAGCAACCCCCCGGAUCCUUCACCUCCCUGUAGGCCUGUGCCUUUGGACAGUGCUUGCAAAGACUCACGCCAGCUCUGCCUUAUAAAUGGAGUGCAUUCUAUACGAACCAGAACGCCUUCAGAGCUGGAGUGCAGCCAGACCAACGGAGCGCUGUGUUUCAUUAAUCCCCUCUUCUUAAAAGUGCACAGCCAGGAUGUCAGUGGAAGUCUGAAAAGGCAGAGCCCGAGAACUCAAGACGUGAAUGGCACAGCGAGGCCUCGCUCCCCCCCGCCCCGGCCGCCACCUCCUGCUAUUAAUAGCACCCUCACGAGCCCACAGCUUUCCAGGACUAUAAAGCAGGCGAGCAUGCCAGAAACAGUCAACCAUAAGGAGAGAGGCUUGGAUUUGCUGCAGAACAAGCCCACCCCGAUUCCGCCUCCUCGGCUGAAGAAGCAGGCUGUGUGCUCCGAGGCGGACGGUGCCUCCCGGAGCACGGCGGCGAUCCGGCCUGGCUCCGCACGCGUGCCCGAGGCAGCUGCUGUUCCAGGUGAAACCCUGCCCGAGUCAGCUCCAGCAGCUUCCAAAAAGACGCCGGCUGCCAUCUCUGAGUCACACGUCCCGUGGAAUGGAGGCCGGCAGAGACUGAGCGACAUGAGCAUUUCCACCUCCUCGUCGGACUCGCUGGACUUUGAUCGGAGCAUGCCGCUCUUUGGCUAUGAGGGGGACACCAACAGCAGCCUGGAGGACUUUGAGGGGGAAAGUGACCAAGAGAGCAUGGCACCCCCUUUGAAGCCCAAGAAGAAAAGAAGCAGUUCGUUUGUUCUCCCCAAGAUUGUGAAAUCUCAGCUACGGAAAGUCAGCGGAGUUUUCAGUUCCUUCAUGACCCCCGAGAAGAGGAUGAUUAAGAAAAUUGCAGAGAUGUCCCGGGACAAACGCACCUAUUUUGGAUGCUUAGUACAGGACUAUGUCAGCUUUCUCCAAGAAAACAAGGAGUGCCAUGUUUCGAGCACUGAUAUGCUGCAAACAAUUCGUCAGUUCAUGACCCAAGUCAAGAACUACUUGUCCCAAAGCUCCGAACUUGAUCCCCCAAUCGAAUCACUGAUUCCUGAAGACCAAAUAGAUGUUGUGCUGGAGAAGGCCAUGCAUAAGUGCAUUCUGAAGCCGUUGAAGGGUCACAUUGAAGCGAUGUUGAAAGAGUUUCAUACCACGGAUGGUUCCUGGAAACAACUGAAGGAAAACCUGCAGCUGGUGCGGCAGAGGAAUCCUCAGGAACUGGGCGUGUUUGUUCCCACACCAGACUUUGUGGACGUUGAAAAGAUUAAAGUCAAGUUCAUGACUAUGCAGAAGAUGUAUUCACCUGAAAAGAAAGUCAUGCUGCUGCUGAGAGUUUGCAAAUUGAUUUACACUGUUAUGGAGAAUAACUCAGGGAGGCUGUAUGGAGCUGAUGACUUCCUGCCUGUGUUGACGUAUGUGCUAGCCCAGUGUGAUAUGCUGGAGCUGGAUACUGAAAUCGAAUACAUGAUGGAGUUGCUGGAUCCAUCCUUGCUGCAUGGAGAAGGAGGCUAUUAUUUGACAAGUGCUUAUGGAGCACUUUCACUGAUCAAGAACUUCCAGGAAGAACAAGCUGCCCAACUGCUCAGCUCAGAGGCCAGGGAUACUCUCCGGCAGUGGCACAAGAGGAGGACAACGAACAGGACAAUACCUUCAGUUGAUGAUUUUCAGAACUACCUUCGUGUUGCAUUCCAGGAAGUUACCAGUGGCUGUACGGGAAAGACUUUGCUAGUAAGGCCGUAUAUCACUACCGAAGACGUAUGUCAGCUUUGUGCUGAGAAGUUUAAAGUGGCAAAUCCAGAAGAAUACAGCCUGUUUCUUUUUGUUGAUGACACCUGGCAACAACUGACAGAGGAUACGUACCCUCAGAAGAUCAAGGCGGAGUUGCACAGCCGUCCGCAGCCCCAGGUCUUUCACUUUGUCUACAAGCGCAUUAACAGUGACCCAUACGGGGCCAUCUUCCAGAACAGCAACGACUCAGCUUCUUAAAACCAGCAACUUGUCAUUUUAACGUCUGCUCCUUGUUAAUUGUUACAAACAUCUUCCUUGGCUACCUUCCUUAGGAGCUAAAACAUGUCUUAAACCAUAAGUGCCUGGUAAAACACGCGCUGACAUUUCUGGCAAUGCUUACAAAGCUCAGGCACACUGUGCACGUGACCUGCUAUGCAGAAUAUUCCACCAGCAUGUCUGAGGAGACAGCCCACGAGGCUGCAUUUCUUGUACCACGGGCUCCUUUGCAGCAUGUGGCCCCUCAGAGGUCUUUGCUGUAGUGUGCCAAAGCCGAUUUCCUUACACUCGGCGUUUCCACAGACGUCACUCUGAUUUGAAUCUGUGUGCAAGACGAGCAUUUCUGUGAACUGGCCGGGGUGAGCUCAGUUCUGCCAGCAGGAGUUUGACAAGGCUGUCCGAUGCAGGGCAUCAGUUCACUCAGCAUUACCUGGAUGAUUGCAUCCUUUUCUAAUUUUUUUUGAUUACAGAAAAUCAUCAUGUUUAUAUAUAUAUAUAAAAUAGAUAUUUUAUAGCAGUUGCAGGUAAACUGUCAGGGUUGGUUUUGGAAAUAUUUUUUUAACUAUAAAGUAUUCUAUAAUUAUGCAUGUGAUUUUUAACAUUUAAUAUACAAGAAUAAAUCUCUUGCUGGUUUUAGAGUAUUGCCUUAAAA